Messenger RNA from Alternaria arborescens, 1089 nucleotides. Its product is annotated as Nuclear protein. The transcript has 5 exons. The record is from RefSeq and is a predicted model, not a curated record. Lineage: Eukaryota; Fungi; Ascomycota; Dothideomycetes; Pleosporales; Pleosporaceae. The coding region runs from base 1 to 1089 and encodes 362 amino acids.
AUGUCGGGCGUCGACACGGCAGACUCUACGACCAACGCCCUCUCCAACGAUGCGCGACCCGCCUUUGUGACGCCGAGGGACUUGCUCCAGCAGCCCCGGGCGCCCUUGCCCCCAAAAGAGCAACCGCGCCAACUUUCAGCCGUUGACCGCGAGCAACUCGACGGCUUGAGAACCAUCAGAGCUUUCCUCAAGGCCAGAACAAGCUAUGACGUCCUACCCAUAAGCUAUCGCCUCAUCGUAUUCGACACGGCGCUGCUAGUGAAGAAGAGUCUGAAUAUAUUGAACCAGAAUGGAAUCGUCUCAGCGCCGCUAUGGGACUCCAAAUCCUCCACAUUCGCCGGACUCCUCACGACAUCCGACUACAUAAACGUCAUACAAUACUACUGGCAGAACCCAGACGCUUUGGCGCGGGUAGAUCAGUUCCGCCUAAACAGCCUGAGAGAUAUCGAGAAAGCUCUGGGUGUCAAACCCAUAGAAACAAUCUCCAUACACCCCGAUCGACCCGUAUACGAAGCAUGUCGCAAGAUGCUUGAGUCACGCGCGCGCCGCAUACCUAUAGUCGACAGCGAUGACGAGACACGUAGAACAAUGGUCGUCAGCGUCAUCACCCAAUACCGGAUAUUGAAGUUCAUCGCGGUGAACGUCAAGGAGACCCAGAAGCUACGGAAGCCACUGAAGGAGCUGAAUGUUGGCACGUACGAGGAUCUCGCGACUGCAUCCAUGGACACACCGGUUAUGGACGUCAUCCAUAUGCUUGUUAAGAAGAGCAUAUCAAGCGUGCCCAUCUUGGACAGAGCAGGCACCGUGCUAAAUGUCUUUGAGGCUGUAGACGUCAUCACACUUAUCAAGGGCGGCGUAUACGAUGACUUGAACCUGACGGUCGGCGAUGCGUUACUGAAGCGUUCAGACGACUUCCCUGGUAUCUUCACCUGUUCACUGAACGACAACAUGUCAACCAUAUACGACACGAUCCGGAGGUCGCGCGUGCAUCGAUUCGUCGUCAUAGAUGAUAACAAUAAGCUUAAAGGCAUGGUAACCUUGAGCGACGUUCUCGAGCAUACGCUACUCGAAGGCAUGGAGGACGAGUAG